Molecule: messenger RNA, 4837 nt
Organism: Branchiostoma floridae (Florida lancelet)
Lineage: Eukaryota; Metazoa; Chordata; Leptocardii; Amphioxiformes; Branchiostomatidae
Product: ABC transporter F family member 4-like
Exons: 18
Coding region: 43-1893 (616 amino acids)
Biological process (GO): intraciliary transport involved in cilium assembly; protein localization to centrosome; microtubule anchoring at centrosome
Cellular component (GO): ciliary basal body; centriole; centriolar satellite
Source: RefSeq, a predicted model, not a curated record
UCCCAACAGACACCCAACAGGUGCCCAACAGAAGACAGCGUCAUGGAGCACAGACCCACCAUCAGCAUGCCUGUCAACCUGAGGGGAAACUCCCAACAGACACCCAACAGGUGCCCAACAGAAGACAGCGUCAUGGAGCACAGACCCACCAUCAGCAUGCCUGUCAACCGGAGGGGAAACUCCCAACAGACACCCAACAGGUGCCCAACAGAAGACAGCGUCAUGGAGCACAGACCCACCAUCAGCAUGCCUGUCAACCGGAGGGGAAACUCCCAACAGACACCCAACAGGUGCCCAACAGAAGACAGCGUCAUGGAGCACAGACCCACCAUCAGCAUGCCUGUCAACCGGAGGGGAAACUCCCAACAGACACCCAACAGGUGCCCAACAGAAGACAGCGUCAUGGAGCACAGACCCACCAUCAGCAUGCCUGUCAACCUGAGGGGAAACUCCCAACAGACACCCAACAGGUGCCCAACAGAAGACAGCGUCAUGGAGCACAGACCCACCAUCAGCAUGCCUGUCAACCCGAGGGGAAACUCCCAACAGACACCCAACAGGUGCCCAACAGAAGACAGCGUCAUGGAGCACAGACCCACCAUCAGCAUGCCUGUCAACCUGAGGGGAAACUCCCAACAGACACCCAGUGACAGCAUGGUAACAUCAGAUAAUGAAGGUGAAGAUGAGUUUAGAGGGUGCACCAUUCUUGGUCAGUAUGACUUCAUGGAAGAUGCUGGAUCCGCCAGCUCCCUGUCCACCCCUCAGUCUGAGGGCGGCUUUAAACCCUCCGCUAACAUCGACCUCGGCAACACGGGCAUCCACCUGGACUGCGCCACACAGGUGGACCAGACCAUGCAUACUGAGGUGGACACCACAGGCAUGCAGGCCGGCACUCAGUCACCCAGGGGAACAGGAGCAGGACAGGGAAGCAGAAUAUCUCCUGAUGUGCCACCUGUCAAGCUUGACCUGUCAGUGAGUGGAUUGCAACCUCUCACCAGCUAUGGCAGUGGGGAGGAAGAUGAGGAGCAGGAGACAGAGCAGUCCAAGCAGAUGACAGACAUUCCAACAGGUGUGCAGGCGGAGAGAGACGUUUCUGCGGCCAAGGCGGAGGAGGUGUCUGUAGUAUCUGGUGCAGAGCCUGUCAGUGAAGAUGGUACAGCAGAGGCUGCAGGGGAAGGACAGAAUGGUGGAGUGGCUGAUGGAAUGAAGGAAGGUGUAGAAGAGACUGCCAACCGUCCCCACCCCUAUGAUGAGCGUCAGCCGGGUUGUUCCUCCAUACCAGACUCGGCCUACACUAGGAAGCGGAAAGUGCCCAUUCCAGAUCCACCCCCUCCUCCUAAAAGGGCAAAGCUGGAGACACUGACAGCUUAUCAAAGGAUGAGGGAGGAGGAGGAGGAGAUCAGGAAAAGAAACGAAUCGAGGAUUCGUGGAUUUGCAAAGUUUGCAGAGAGGUACAAGUCCAUGGGGGAGGACUGUGACAUUUUAGACUGGAGUUUAGGGCUGGUCGAGGACAGGGGAACAAUCAGGCGGAUGGAGAGGAUGCAGUUUGCGUUCCCUCAAUUCUUAGGAGAAGAAAAUGUUGUCAGUGUAUUAAGUGAUGAUGAUAAUGGGGAGGAGGCAGAUGAAGAUGAAGAGGAGGAGGAGGAAGAGGAGGAGGAGAAGAUGGAGGAUGAAGAAGAGGAGAAAGAGGAUGAAGAUGAGAAGGAGGAUGAAGAUGAGGAGAGGGAGGAAGAAGAUGAGGAGAAGGAGGAUGAAGCUCUGUUGGAUAUCGAUGCAAGCUCACCCCAUACCCCAGAUCUAGUGGCCAGAAGGAGAGGGAGAGGGAGGCCAAGGGGCCCAACAAGAGCAAGAGGUCCAAGAGUGAGGCUGUUAAGGCAUAUUGGGCCCAGAUAGCCUCGUUUACUUCAUCCACGAAGUCGGAGAGAGUGGCCCAGCUUCCUGGAAGAGGGUGGGAGGCAGGAUGAGGAGAAAAUAGAGGGUCGCUGUGUUCCUCACCUCAGCAGCUUACGGGCAGCAGGUCUGUCUAGGACUGUACAGGGUCGCUGUGUUCCUCACCUCAGCAGCUUACGGGCAGCAGGUCUGUCUAGGACUGUACAGGGUCGCUGUGUUCCUCACCUCAGCAGCUUACGGGCAGCAGGUCUGUCUAGGACUGUACAGGGUCGCUGUGUUCCUCACCUUAGCAGCUUACGGGCAGCAGGUCUGUCUAGGACUGUACAGGGUCGCUAUGUUCCUCACCUCAGCAGCUUACGGGCAGCAGGUCUGUCUAGGACUGUACAGGGUCGCUGUGUUCCUCACCUCAGCAGCUUACGGGCAGCAGGUCUGUCUAGGACUGUACAGGGUCGCUGUGUUUCUCACCUCAGCAGCUUACGGGCAGCAGGUCUGUCUAGGACUGUACAGGGUUGCUGUGUUCCUCACCUCACCCACCGUAGGAGCAGCAGGUCUGUCUAGGACUUCCCCGAAGUCUUGCACCUUCCGCCCUCCCUGUGUUACACAUAAAUGUUUGUACUAUAUUUGAAUUAUAUUCACCCAUGUUUUGAUUGAAGACCAGUUUAGUGUAAAUUUAUAUAUACGGAAAGAUAUCAGAACUUUAAAAAUGGCAAAUUACAGAGUCUGUCCAGAUUAUUGAGAAACUGUUAUCUUGGGAAUUUGUGAAAAAAAAAAUGUAAAAUCAUUUUUGGAAAUUUGUUGAGAAACUGUUAUCUUCAGUUGGGAAUUUUUGAAAGAACAAAGUAAAAUAUUUUUGGAAAUUUGUUGAGAAACUGUUAUCUUGGGAAUUUGUUGAAAAAAUGUAAAAUUAUUUUUGAAAAUUUGUUCAGAAACUGUUAUCUUGGGAAUUUUUGAGAAAGAAAAUAUAAAAUUAUUUUUCGAAAUUUGUUGAGAAACUGCUAUCUUGGGAAUUUGUGAAAGAAAAUGUAAAAUUAGUUUUGGAAAUUUCAAAAUUUAUCUUUUUUGUUGUUCCUUGAGGAUAACAAAUUCAGACUAGAAAAAGAUGCUGCACAUAUGCCUUAUCCCAUUUCAAUUACAAAAAACUUAACAAUGUGAUCAUUAAUGGAUUUAAUAGUUCUGCCUUCAGUUUAAGUGAUGUAUGUACAUGUAGGUGCACCUUACCACUCAACAUAUGGAGGCACAGGACGUCUCAUUACCAUGAUAUAUGCUGUCUUCCCAUUGUUGUAUGCAUAUUUUUCUAUACUGAAUAUUGCUACUUGUUUUAUAUGCCACUGGUCUUUAUACUUCCAUGCCCUUUUAUGGUGACUGGUGUUUUAUAUACCAGGUCUUUAUACCUUCAGGAAUGCCCUUUUAUUAUGGUGACUGGUGUUUUAUAUAUCAGGUCUUUAUACUGUCAGGAAUGUCCUUUUAUGGUGACUGGUGUUUUAUAUAUCAGGUCUUUAUACUGUCAGGAAUGUCCUUUUUUUGGUGACCACGGUUUUAUAUGCCAGGUCUUUAUACUGUCAGGAAUGCCCUUUUAUGGUGACUGGUGUUUUAUAUACCAGGUCUUUAUACUGUCAGGAAUGUCCUUUUAUGGUGACUGGUGUAUGAUAUACCAGGUCUUUAUACUGUCAGGAAUGUCCUUUUUUGGUGACUGGUGUUUAAUACAUUGUAUGCCCGGUCUUUAUAAUUGAAGAUUGCCUGUUUUUGGUGACGGGUGUUUGAUAUGACCGUCAGGUCUUCAUAUUUAAAUUUUGAGGGACUGGUUUUUUGAUACAUUGUAUGCCAGGUCUUUAUAUUCGAAUUCGAAGAUUGCGUGUUGUUUUUGGAGACUGGUGUUUGAUAUGACACGGGUCUUCAUAUUUGAGGAAGUGUCCUUCUUUGCUGACUGUUGUUUUAUAUGCCAUAUAUUGUUAUGUACAUGUAUAAUUAUGUUCAAAUUAAUGAGUCAGUUAGGUGUUUUACAUGUAUAAUUAUGGAGAAAUCGAUGUAUAUGUAUGUCUAUAUACAAAUAUCUGAUGAAACAGGUUUUUCUGAAAUGGUUAAUGGUCUGCAUGAUGAAGGUGCUACUGUCGUCAUUGCUGUUGUUGGGAUGGCUCCAGAUAACAGGAGACAGAAGCUGUUCUGAAGCCACUGUCAGCGCAGGGUUGGGAACAUGGGUCAUCCGAUAUCCUUGACAGAACAGUUGUGUACAACAUAGAAGCAGUGUGCAAGUGUUGGACAGGGAACGAUGGCAAGAUUGUGUGUAUGUUUCCAUAAACAUUUCAGCUUUUGUUAGCAGUGACAAGUGAGUCUUUUAAACUUAAAAAAAAAACUGAAAGUCAUGAGUGAAAUGUGCUGCAAGAGGACUGCUACUGGCUACUGCUACUAGUUGAUGGGUUACGCCUUUGCAGGCAGGAAGUAGAUUUGUUUUGGUCGCACCCAGCGGAGAUGACUUUGUCGUGAAUUUGUCUUUUGUUCUGUGGUUACCACAUUUGUUAUCCCCAAACGUUCAUUCCUGUCAUCCAUAUGAUGAAGUUUUGUACUAACACCAGGUGACCGUUUCAGUCCAUUUAGAUUCUAAAUCUUUUCAUCUAUCCUGCCAUUUAAAUGCAAAAACUAAGCCUAAAUCAGCAGACAAACCUUAGAUGCAUUGACCACCAGGGACAGCGCAGAUCCUGCCAUACUACUACAUUAUAAACACAGCCCAGCCUUUCCUUCUAUUUUAUCUGUCCAUUUUUGUACUUAUGUUAUUUUAUUAUUUUAAACAUUUCCAUGGAAGCUUACCUCCUACUGAGACCCAAUAAUGUAACACUGCAGCUUUUGUCCGAAUGGCAGCUCGUUCCAGACACUUGUGAGUGGCGCUGAAUGGCAGCUCGCUUCAGACACUUGCGACAAUCGUAUUGAGGUCACCUGAGUGGCGCCGAAAGGC